GUUUUAAUUAGGUUCGUGUCCGCGAGAUUAGAUAGUACGCAUGGGGAGGCAUGGUGAAAAUGUCCAUCGAACGCGGGAGGACGUACAUACCUACCUACCCUCCCCAUGGGUAUAAGAUGUGGUACAUACUUCCCUGAGAUCGAUUAAACGGUGCUUGUCCGUGCUUGUGGCGGAAGUGCGGAAUCAUCUCGUUAUAUUGCAGCAUCUAUUGACACGAUGCCUUCGUUUAUCUCCUACCUGCCUCUGUUCGCCGCAGCAGCUGGCAGCGUGGCCGCCGCGCCAGCAGUAAACACCACUAUUUGCAAUGGCCACACGUAUAUUUAUGAAGAAUUGGCCGGCUACGGCUUUCUGGCGAGUGACAAGCGCGAUCGAUACGGAGACAGCAUGAGCCUGGGGUCGUCCAUUGCGCUAGAUCGCAAAACCUGGUCACGAAGGGGAAACGUAUACGAGGGAAUACUCUAUGGUCUGCCGGACCGUGGCUGGAAUACAAAUGGCACCCUUAGUUUCGCAGGGCGGAUUUACAAGCUCCAUCUGACGCUGUCAUUGAACGAGAGCGCUACGGUCCAGCAUCCGUCAGGGCCCAACCUGAAGAUUGAGUACUUGGACAGCAUCAUCCUGCGCGAUCCCCUGGGUCAUUUCACCACUGGCCUCGAUGCCAAUGCCCACGGACCGUAUCUGAGAUAUCCAGAGUUCCCCGAGGUGCCAUCUGCUCGAUACAGCGGCGACGGCUUUGGCGGUGCCGGUCCAGGAGGCUUCCAGCUAUCGUUGGAUUCUGAAGGUCUGGCCUUGGGUGCCAAUGGCACCUUCUGGAUCAGUGAUGAAUACGGACCCUAUGUCUACCAGUUCUCCGCGGAAGGCCAUCUGCUGCAGGCGGUUAGUCCUCCGGAUGCCUUUAUUCCCGUGCGAAACAACUCCGUCAGCUUCAGCGCGGAUUCCCCUCCGAUAUACAACCCCAGUUUGGAAGUCAUCCCAUCCGAUAACCCUACGGGACGAGACAAUAACCAGGGUUUCGAGGGUCUCACCCUCUCUCCCGAUGGAAAGAAGCUGUUCGCCCUGAUGCAAUCUGCAUUGAACCAGGACGGUGGAGAGAAGAAGAAAACGAGAAGAUACGCUCGAUUAGCUGUAUACGAUCUGACUGGAUCGAAACCCCUUUACAGCGCUGAGUAUGUGGUUCCUCUGCCAUUCUACAAUAACGGCACAAAGGUCGCAGCGCAGUCUGAAAUCCACUACAUCUCCGAUACCCAAUUCCUAAUUCUUGCGCGCGACUCCAAUUCCGGCCAUGGUCAGAGCUCCUCUGAGAGCGUCUAUCGACACGUCGAUGUCUUCGAUAUCUCGAAUGCAACCAAUAUCAAAUCGGCAGCAAAUGACGGUUUCAACAGCACGAUCGCUCCAUCUGGUACUCUUACACGGGGGAUCAUACCAGCGCAAUACUGCUCCUGGCUUGAUUUCAACGUCAACAGCCAAUUGAAUCGCUUCGGGGUGCACAAUGGAGGAGCUCAGGAUUCGCAUCUCCUGAACGAGAAGUGGGAGAGUCUCGCAUUACUCCCGGUAGAUCUGGAUGGUGAAAAUGAGGAGAAUGAGUAUUUUCUCUUCUCGUUCAGUGAUAAUGAUUUCGUCACGCAGAAUGGAUACAUGAAUUUCGGUCGCUUCCAGUAUGCUGAUGCGAGUGGCUACAACCUCGACAAUCAGGCCUUGGUGUUCAAAGUCAAGUUGCCUAAGGGCUCUAAUCCGCUUGUGUAAGGAGAUGGUGGGAUUAGAAUCAUCGGUACCCCUAUUAGUUCCACAGUACUCUGUAUCUCACUGGUAGUAUAUACAUACUUCUGUGGCUAAUUAUAAAUAUAGCCGUACUCAGGUUUUAUGACCACGCUUGGUGAAUUUAUCCUACUCUUUGGCACGAUCUAGGACCGGAUAGAGGGACAAUCCACAUGAUGCAUGAUUGAUACCCAGAAUCAUCUAGCGAAGAUAAAACAAUCUAGUUCCCAUGAUCAACCACCACCUAUCAUAAACAGUG
Molecule: messenger RNA, 2011 nt
Organism: Paecilomyces variotii
Lineage: Eukaryota; Fungi; Ascomycota; Eurotiomycetes; Eurotiales; Thermoascaceae
Product: esterase-like activity of phytase-domain-containing protein
Exons: 3
Coding region: 217-1740 (507 amino acids)
Source: RefSeq, a predicted model, not a curated record